AUGUCUCAGAGUGAACCACUACCUCCAGCAUCUAGCACAGAGAAGUAUCCCAAGAUCUUCAUCAACACAGAACAGAAAACCAUGGGAAGAGUCUAUCCAUUCUCAGCCCAUGAUAACCAAGCUGCACUGCAAGAUACCAUCAAUGUAUUUGAUGAUGGAUUAGGCCGCAAGAAGUGCCUGGAUGAGCGUAGACAACAUAACUCCCACUUCUGCCUGUGCCACCAUGGAAGUGUGAGUGGCGUGGGGGAGACGAGGGGAGACUUCUCAGCCUAUCAGACAGACUACCAGGACCGCCAGGACACAGAGGGCUCCUCCACCAGCAGGCGUUUUCCCAGUAACCAUCUUGAUAGGUCCACUGUGGCAGCUGCUGCCCAGGCAGGAGAGCACUUUAUGUGGUUCGGGAGGCAUGAUGAGGACCGUCCUGUGCCCCUUGAAGUGCUGGCAGCUACCAACUGCUCCUCCUCAUCCAAGCCGUCCAGACACUCCUACCAGAUCAGGCAUUAGAUGAAUAUAC
Salvelinus namaycush (lake trout) is the source of this 514-nucleotide messenger RNA. It is a transcript of the gene tex36, whose product is annotated as testis expressed 36. Bases 1 to 504 code for a protein of 167 amino acids. The record is from RefSeq and is a predicted model, not a curated record. Lineage: Eukaryota; Metazoa; Chordata; Actinopteri; Salmoniformes; Salmonidae. The transcript is spliced from 3 exons.